UGUCAUAUGGGAGUCUGGUUGUGAACUUUGAACUCUAUACGACGGUUAUGAAAAUGUUUGUAUUUCCUUGUUUUACACAAUCGUCUAGAUUAUUGUAAAAUGUACAAAAAUAUGGAGGUUUACAACCUGCUGUUGAUUUUAUUGUGUUUGGCGUCAUGCUAUGUCGCACCCCGAAUCACGGAAUUGAGGUAUCGGCACGGUGUUGGAAACCAGUACAUGCAAAUUGGCAGUAAUGCAGUCAGUUACACAGAAGGCUCUAGCUUGGAACUCCGUGUUGAUGUUGACAGCAGCCCACAUGCUUACGUCGUCCUAUUACGAAACCAGACAACGCUCGCAGUCGGCGUCCCUGUCAGUACUGGAAUAUAUGACAUCAAUUUAAACAACCUCCAGUGCAACCAUACGGAUAGGUAUGACGUCAGGGCGACCAGGUUCGUUACUCGGAAUAGAAGUCCCGCCAACGCCUCGAUAAUGCAGUUUGGACUUCAAGUCAGUUGCACCCCACGAAGAUAUAAUUCUACAAAUAACAUUAUAAAAGUGACCGGGGAAAUGGGUCAGUUGGUUGUACUCAAAGUAACUGUGAUCGCUAACCCAAAGCCCAUGACUAUAUGGUCUGACGGAGUAAGCGCACUUGUAAUCCUACAAAACAGCGAUUGUACGUAUACUAUCAGGGGGUUGAUCAGGAUCACGACGCAAUCUGAUUUCCAGAUGUACUACCUGAAUAUCACGAAUACUUUACCGAACGUAUUAACUGUCCGCUUCCAGGUCGGCCCUGCAGUCGCACCCCGAAUCACGGAACUGAGGUAUCGGGACGGUGUUGAUAACCAGUACAUGCACAUUGGCAGUAAUGCAGUCAGAUACACAGAAGGCUCCAGCUUGGAACUCCGUGUUGAUGUUGACAGUAGCCCACUGGCUGACGUCACCCUAUUACGAAACCAGACAACGCUCGCAGACGGUGUGUUUGUCAGUACUGGUAAAUAUGACAUCAAUUUAGACAACCUCCAGUGCAACCAUACGGGAAGGUAUGACGUCAGGGCGGCCAACUUCGUUACUCGGAAUAAAAGUCCCGCCAACGCCUCGAUAAUGCAGUUUGGACUUCAAGUCAGUUUUUUUUUUGUAGGCGCCCCACGAAGAUAUAAUUCUACUAAUAACAUUAUCAAAGUGACAGGGGAAAAGGGUCAGUUGGUCGUACUCAAUGUAACUGUGAUAGCUAACCCAAUGCCCAUGGCUCAAUGGUCUGAUGAAGUGAGAGGACUUGGUGUGGUACAAAACAACGCUAAUAUGUAUACUAUCACGGGGUUGGUCAGGAUCACGACGCAAUCUGAUUUCCAGAUGUACUACCUGAAUGUGACUAAUACUUUACCGGAAGUAUUAACUGUCCUCUUCCAGAUCAACUCUGAAGUCACUCCCCGAAUCACGGAAUUGAGGUAUCUGGACGGUGUUGGUAACCAGUACAUGCAAAUUGGCAGUAAUGAAGUAAGAUACACAGAAGGCUCCAGCUUGGAACUCCGUGUUGAUGUUGUAAGUAGCCCACUGGCUGACGUCACCCUAUUACGAAACCAGACAACGCUCGCAGUUGGCAUACCUGUCAGUACUGGUAAAUAUGACAUCAAUUUAGACAACCUCCAGUGCAAACAUACGGGAAGGUAUGACGUCAGGGCGGCCAACUUCGUUACUCGGAAUAAAAGUACCGCCAAUGCCUCGAGAAUGCAGUUUGGACUGCAAGUCAGUUGCGCCCCACGAAGAUAUAAUUCUUCGAAUAACAUUAUCAAAGUGACAGGGGAAAAGGGUCAGUUUGUUCUACUCAAAGUAACUGUGAUAGCUAACCCAAAGCCCCUGACUCUAUGGUCUGAUGGAGUGAGAGCACUUGAUGUGGUACAAAACAACACUAAUAUGUAUACUGCCAGGGGGUUGUUCAGGAUCCCGAAGAAAGGAAUAACACACAAAUGCAACCUGUUUGUCACUAAUACUUUACCGAACGUAUUAACUGUCAACUUCGAGAUCAACUCUGAAGAUGAUAAUCUGAUUAUCGUCCUUGCGGUAUGCUUUCCAGUUGCUUUCGGGAUGGUUAUAUUUGGACUCGUAGUCGUCCUGAACAGCAAACGGGAGUCUCAACGUCAACAAGAGCAGGAGCAUGAGUAUGCCACCAUUGACGAUGACAUGCAAUCCCAUCACGAGCUUCAAACUCAGAAUGGCAACGAGUGUAUAGAGAUAAAUCGACCCAAAGAUCAAUCUGAUGCCAACCUCAACCAAAACACCCAAGGCAACAUCACCAGUCUUGAACGCCAAAACAGAGUUACCACCCAUGGACAACGUAACAAUGGCGACGAAGAUGGCAACGGGUAUAUAGAGAUAAAUCGACACAGAGGUAAAACCGAUGCUAAACUCGGCCAAAACAUCCAGGGCGACACUACCAACCCCGAACUUCAAAGCAUAGCUACCAUCCAUGGACGACGUAACAAUGGCGACGACGAUGAUAGCGAGUAUAUAAAGAUUAUUCCACACAGAGGUGGUGCUACUCAAAAUGAUGAUAACAACAAGCAAACUUAUUUGGAACCAACUGGAGAUGAAACAACGAGGACAAACUCAUCAGCAAUGACGUGAGGAAAGAGCCUCUUCCCGACGGGAGAAAGGGUGUCAUUUCCAGGACAUAUGAUAUAAUAUAAUUUGUCUUUGUUAACUUCCAACAGACUGCUUCUAACUGAAUCUAAAACGAUAAGGAAUGACAAGGAAAUGUCUAAGCUAAAAUAUCCUUACUCCAGUUAAUGUGUAUGCUAUCUCUGCGCAGUAAAAAUGUCAAUAUCUUGAUUUUUUUCCUAUCCAUUGGUUAGCACAGUUUACCAGAUAUAUUUUGGCUUUGCAGUCAUUUUCCCUAUGUCAUAUAAUGCAUUCUCUUCCUUUUUGUAAAUGCAUGCUUGUGAUUCCUAAAUACUUGUAUGAGAGUUCUUCUUCAUUUAUUACUGUAUCAGAUUUUUCAGAGUUCUCUUCUUUACUUUUACACUUGUAUAGGAGAUGUCGCCCCUACUUAUACGCUUGUAACAUGGAUGCACUGUAUCCCAUUGUAUACGCCUGCAUCACAAGAGAUCACCUUACUUGUUAUAAGAAAUAAGAAAACGAUAAAAUCAUCUGACAGUAAAUAAACAUCAGUCUCAAAGAAAUUACCAUGUUCAUUUGAAUAUAAACAAAAAUGUAAAGGUAGGAUCAACGCCUAUGGAGAUUUAACAUUAGCGUC
This is a messenger RNA of Mizuhopecten yessoensis (Yesso scallop), 3229 nucleotides long. RefSeq lists its product as uncharacterized. Bases 100 to 2601 code for a protein of 833 amino acids. Lineage: Eukaryota; Metazoa; Mollusca; Bivalvia; Pectinida; Pectinidae. The transcript has 16 exons. The record is from RefSeq and is a predicted model, not a curated record.